This is a messenger RNA of Brassica rapa (field mustard), 1134 nucleotides long. RefSeq names its product protein PHR1-LIKE 2. Gene Ontology annotation, molecular function: DNA binding; DNA-binding transcription factor activity. NCBI's taxonomy places the organism in Eukaryota, Viridiplantae, Streptophyta, Magnoliopsida, Brassicales, Brassicaceae. The record is from RefSeq and is a predicted model, not a curated record.
AAAACAGGCGGCGCAAUUGGAAAAAAAAUGUACUCGGCGAUUCGCUCCCUUCCUCUCGACGGCGGUGAGUACCAUGGACCUCUCGACGGAACCAAUCUCCCCGGAGACGCCUGUUUGGUCUUGACCACUGACCCGAAACCCCGUCUCCGGUGGACGGCGGAGCUCCAUGAGAGGUUCGUUGAGGCCGUCACGGAGCUCGGUGGUCCCGAAAAAGCGACGCCCAAAACUCUGAUGAGAACAAUGGGAGUGAAAGGUCUCACCCUCUACCAUCUCAAAUCUCAUCUUCAGAAAUUUCGGCAAGGGAGGCAAGCUUGCAAAGAAUCAACUGACAACUCCAACAAGGAUGCUUCUUGUGUUGGGGAGAGUCAGGACACAGGUUCCUCUUCACCGUCAUCAUUGAAACUAGCUGCGCAGGAACAGAACGAGAGUUACCAAGUCACUGAAGCUCUACGUGCUCAGAUGGAAGUCCAAAGAAGACUACACGAGCAAUUGGAGGUGCAACGGAGACUCCAGGUAAGGAUAGAGGCACAAGGGAAGUACCUACAAUCAAUUCUCGAGAAGGCUUGCAAGGCCUUUGAAGAGCAAGCUGCUAUGUUUACUGGGCUUGAGACAGCUAGGGAAGAGCUGUCGGAGCUAGCCAUCAAAGUCUCUAAUAGCUCUCAAGGAGCAACAGUCCCGUACUUUGAUGCAACAAAGAUGAUGAUGAUGAUGCCGUCUUUGUCCGAGCUUGAAGUAGCAGCAAUAGACCACAAAAGCAACAUCACGACAACCAACUGUUCAGUAGAAAGCUCUCUGACUUCCAACACUAAUGGGAGCUCGGUCUCUGCUGCAUCGAUGAAGAAGAGGCAUCGUGGAGGAGACAAUGUCGGGUAUGAAGGGAGCUGGACUGUGCCUAGUAGUACCAUUGGAUAGAGUUUAGGUACGAAGAGAUCAGUUUGAGAAAAAGAUGUUUACUUGCUUUGGAGGGGGAUUGUAUUAUUCGAUACAAAACUUGUCAUCAGUGUUUUAUCUUAGCCUGCCUACUCAUGUAUAUAUUUGAUGUUUAAACUUUGUAACUUGUCUUAAACUUUUCUCAAACUUGUAUCAAGUUUGAGCCUUCACUCGUAAUGUCUUUCGUCAUGACUUUUUAUGAUU